AUGAUGAAACAUGCCUGGGAUAAUUAUAAGCGUUACGCUUGGGGAUUAAAUGAACUGAAACCCAUAUCUAAGCAAGGACAUUCAAGCAAUUUGUUUGGUAACAUUCAAGGAGCAACAAUAGUGGAUGCCCUUGAUACAUUAUACAUCAUGGAAAUGAAAGAGGAAUUCAAGGAAGCCAAGGAGUGGGUUGAAAAAAACUUAGAUUUCAAUGUGAAUGCAGAAAUUUCAGUUUUUGAAGUGAACAUCCGUUUUGUUGGUGGACUCCUUUCAGCUUACUAUCUUUCAGGAGAAGAGAUAUUCCGAAAGAAGGCAGUGGAACUUGGGGAGAAAUUGCUACCUGCUUUCAAUACUCCCACUGGGAUACCUUGGGCACUCCUUAAUAUUAAGAGUGGGAUUGGUCGAAAUUGGCCAUGGGCGUCUGGUGGCAGCAGCAUUUUGGCAGAGUUUGGAACGUUGCACCUGGAGUUCAUACACCUGAGCCACCUGUCUGGAAAUCCGCUGUUUGCCGAAAAGGUAAUGAACAUUCGAAAAGUUCUGAAUCGACUGGAUAAACCAGAAGGCCUCUACCCCAACUAUCUGAAUCCCAGUAGUGGCCAAUGGGGCCAGCAUCACGUGUCCAUUGGAGGGCUUGGGGAUAGCUUUUAUGAAUAUUUGCUCAAGGCAUGGCUGAUGUCGGACAAGACGGAUGAAGAAGGCAGGAAAAUGUAUUAUGAUGCUGUUCAGGCCAUCGAGACCCACCUCAUUCGGAAAUCAAGCGGGGGGCUGACCUACAUCGCUGAGUGGAAGGGCGGCCUGCUUGAACACAAGAUGGGGCAUCUGACUUGUUUUGCUGGAGGCAUGUUUGCUCUAGGAGCAGAUGGAGCACCUGAUGACAAGACAGGCCAUCACAUUGAGCUCGGUGCUGAAAUUGCUAGGACUUGUCAUGAAUCCUAUGAUCGUACAAGCAUGAAACUGGGACCAGAAGCCUUCAGAUUUGAUGGUGGUGUUGAGGCCAUUGCUACAAGGCAAAACGAAAAAUACUACAUCCUCCGACCAGAAGUCAUAGAGACCUACAUGUACAUGUGGCGGCUCACUCAUGACCCAAAGUAUAGGCAGUGGGGAUGGGAAGCUGUAGAGGCACUGGAAAAAUAUUGCAGAGUUGAUGGAGGCUAUUCUGGCAUCAGAGACGUUUAUAACAGUCAUCAAAGCCAUGAUGAUGUGCAGCAAAGUUUUUUCCUUUCAGAGACACUCAAGUACUUAUACUUGCUGUUUUCUGAGGAUGAUCUUCUUCCAUUUGAACACUGGGUCUUCAACACAGAGGCUCAUCCUCUCCCUGUUCUUCACAAAGAUGACGGAAAUAAAGAAGAAAAUCAGAAAUAGAUCACGAUUAAGUUAUAUUUGGUUUCAUUCCUUAUAUUUCUUUCCAGGACUUGGGCACAUGAUUUAUUUUUAAAUUCCUGAGUUAAGUUUUUAAAUCAAGUGUUUUGCAGUCUGUUUUCUUUACCAGUAAAUAUUUAUGAAUGGACACAGACUCACAGUAAAUCUUCAUUCGUCUUAUCCAGCUGAACCACUUCUUAGAGAAGACAUACAACAUCACAUCUCUCCAGAUUUUGUUAGGCUGCAGCGGUGUCUUGGCCAAAAAGAACAGAAGGGUCUGCAUGUUACUCGUUUCCUGUUCUGCUUUUGAUUUGACUGCAAAAUUCUUUCCUCCUCUGUGAGGAGAUGUCUGCUUUAAGCUGUAAUAUUUUGCCAUGUUGCAAAAAGCCAUAUUGAAUUAAGUAUAAAGAGCUUUUUUUCUUUUUGUUUGUUCUAUGUUAAUUUGUUUCGUUUGUGUGUCAUCGAAGACAAAUCUUGUGACUGUGACAGCCUCUUCUUAUGCGGGUCUAUCAUAAUUUGGUAAAGUAUCUGAUGUAUUUCAUUGUCAGUGAAGUCCACAUAGGAGUAUUUUCAUCUCAUGCAGACGCAACUCUGUUAGAAAUCGCAGUAUCCAUUAAAGUUAUUCUAGAUCAUUUUUUAUCAAUUUAGCGCAUUCAUUAGCGGACCUUAGUUUUCAGGGUUUGCUUAGAUUAUGGUUAUAGACUGAAUUGUUUCUUCCUUUUCAUAAGUGGAGUUAUUCUCAGCUGUUUAGUCAGGCUAGCAUUGAGUAAAAUAAGACAGUCAUUUCUCAGUAAGUAAGGGAGUCUUUUCUUCUUCUUGAAUUUAGUCGAGUAGCUUUCAUAUGUUUGGACAGUAAAAGAAAAAACAAAACAAAACAAAAAAGUCAAUGACAUUCUUCUCAAAACUGAGCUGAGAAUUAUUCCAGAGACAAUUUGUUUGGCUGUUGGUGACUUUCUCAAACGUUCAGAUUAGUUCAAACUGACAUAAGCCCUGUUGGUUUAUUGUCACAAAGCAAUUUAGUGUAUUUACAUGAAAAAUAAAGAUAUAUUCAGAUGCCUUGAAGAAAACUCAUCUCCUUAAAAAAAAAAAAAAAAAGUAAUCUUUCAGUGUGGAAGUUCUCCAGCA
Struthio camelus australis is the source of this 2481-nucleotide messenger RNA. The record is from RefSeq and is a predicted model, not a curated record. NCBI's taxonomy places the organism in Eukaryota, Metazoa, Chordata, Aves, Struthioniformes, Struthionidae.